UACACAGAACAAAUGGCAGAAGCAAAUCUCUCUCUCAUAGUAGAAUUCACACUCCUGGGAUUUUCUGACCUUCCCAACCUUCAAAGUUUUCUGUUUGGACUUUUCUUCAUCAUUUACACUGGUAUCCUGAUGGGAAAUGGACUUAUCAUUGUAAUUACUAAUAUUGAUCCUGCGCUCCAGACCCCUAUGUAUUUUUUCCUUAGAAAUUUUUCCUUUUUGGAAAUCUGUUAUACUUCAGUCAUUCUUCCAAGGAUACUCGCUAGUCUGUGGACCCAGAAGAGAAAUAUCUCUUUUCCAGCCUGUGCAGUGCAAUUUUGUGCUUUCUUUGUUAUGGCAAUCACUGAAAACUUCCUCCUAACUGUAAUGGCUUAUGAUCGUUAUGUGGCCAUUUGUAAACCUCUGAAUUAUCCUCUAAUCAUGAACCACAAGGUGUGUGUCUGGCUAGUGGUUGGCUCUUGGAUCAGUGGGAUCCCAAUCCAUAUAUUGCUGACAUACUUGAUUUUCUCUUUGCCUUUCUGUGGUUCAAAAGAACUCAAUCAUAUUUUUUGUGACAUUCGCCCAUUACUUAAGUUGGCAUGUGGGGACACCUCUGUGAAUGAGUUCUCCUUUUAUGCUAUUGUCUUGGUACUUGGCAUGCUGCCAUUUCUGUUGAUAAUAUGGUCAUAUGUGAAAAUCAUCACAACCAUCCUGAAGGUUCCAGGAAACAAGGGGAGAUCUAAAGCAUUUUCCACUUGUUCCUCUCACCUCAUGGUUGUGGUCCUAUACUUUGGGUGUGGUAUCAUUACAUAUUUGAGACCCAGUUCUGACCAGAUAGCAGGACUAGAUAAAGUGCUCUCUAUCAUCUAUACUACCAUAACCCCAAUGUUUAACCCGAUCAUAUACAGUCUGCGUAACAAAGAUGUUGUGUUGGCAUUAAAAAAAUUGCUAUUUAAGUGA
Molecule: messenger RNA, 936 nt
Organism: Dromiciops gliroides (monito del monte)
Lineage: Eukaryota; Metazoa; Chordata; Mammalia; Microbiotheria; Microbiotheriidae
Product: olfactory receptor 10AG1-like
Exons: 1
Coding region: 13-936 (307 amino acids)
Biological process (GO): G protein-coupled receptor signaling pathway
Cellular component (GO): membrane
Molecular function (GO): olfactory receptor activity; G protein-coupled receptor activity
Source: RefSeq, a predicted model, not a curated record